AUGCGGCCAUCACCCACCUACAAGUCGUGCGAUACGUGUCGGCGCAAGAAGGUCCGAUGCGCCCCCAACGAAAGCGCAGCGGAUGGAUCACCGUGCGUCGCUUGCGUCAAGGCAGGAGAGGACUGCACCUUCAACAUCGGGUACAAGAAGCCCGGACGCCCGAGCGGUGUACGCGGUGAAACCACUGCGCACAGCUCGCGGUCGCGGUCGCGGUCGCCGAGUCCAUGGCGGCGACAAUCAUCGAGGGAGACUACUUCAAUGCCGAAUCGUGCAGCGCCCGCCAACACGCAACCUCUCGCCGGCGUAUCUAUCCUGACGGCAGGUUCUGGCUUACCUGACGCCGCCGCCCGAGUCCCCGACGACGCCGCUCCAGCUCCGGACGCGGUCUCGUUUGACCUGGACCCACCGUCCAUCUCCCCACUGUUCACUUUCCUCACGGACGAUGGCCAAACCGAGUCACCUCGGUCAUUACUGGCUGGCCCUUCUUUCCCACUUGGUUCUCUCCCAGCAAGUACGCCAGCGAUAAUACACCCGGCGACGUUGGUGCCAACGGCCAGCACCGCCCCGCGCGCGCCCGAGACCGCCGCCCUCCCUACCUCACCCAUCUCACCCAACACGCAGAUCGAGGACGUCGCGUCGUGGGACGUUAUCAUGUUCUUCCUCAAGCUCUACCUCCAGUACAUGCACUCGCUCUUCCCCGUGGUUCACAAACCGAGCUUUUUCGAGAUGGUCGCAAUGCGCGCAGACCAAACCGACCGCAACCUCCGAGCUCUGAUGCUGGCCCUAGUGGCGUACACUAUCGGCCAAGUCCCCCUCAACCGCAUGCAGCCGAUGUACAGCCGUGCAACUCUGGAACGACUGCAGCGCAGGUGUCACCGCGCGAGCCUAGUAAUGCUGGACCGCAGCUACGCCGAGCCGACUUUGGUGCACGUUGGCGUCCUCAUGGCCAACUACUUCUGCUGCCAGAGUCGUGGACAGGUACACCGCGCUCUCGCUCUGCUCGCCGAGGCAUGUCAGCUGACAUACUUGUUGCGCAUGCAUGAGGAUAAGGAUCAACCAAACAUUGUGGACCGGGAACUGUGCCGGCGUAUCUUUUGGCACGUCUAUGCCGUCGACAUUACAGAAGCGUGCGCCGGCAACAUGGUCCAUCUGAACGACUUUGAGGGCCUCCCAUCGCUCCCGCUCGUCGUCGAUGACGAGCUCAUCACACCGCGUGGGGCAUUCGAACAAGCCUCCGGCACAGUCAGCUACAUGGCUGGAUUCAACGGGUGUGUACAGCUGUUCCCUCUUCUCGCACAAGUCAUUGUCCGCUCGAAGCGGCUGGCCAUCCGCCAGCGACAAGGGCGGCUGCUGUCACCGGAGGAAGUCGAGGGCGAGCUAUCGUGGGAGGCCGACCUUCGAGCCACACUUGAUGGCAUGAUCGCGGCGCUCCCGCCCCAGCUACGCGCCGAAUGGAUAGACAAUGGGGAUGCCGAGUCAAGCUACGACGCCAUCCUCGGCAUGCAGCGCGCCAACAUCUUCGUCACGGAAUCCUCCCUGAGGAUAUGCUUGCUCGACUACAUCUCAGAGAUCGUGCCGAGUGAAGAGAUUGCAGCUGCCCGCUCGUCACUAGCCCACCGCGCGUAUGAAGCGCUCUCCAGCUUCCCGCUCGACCACCUGGCCGCCAACGGCGAGAGUAUCCGCGGCAAGAUCUUCCGCAUCGUCAUGGCGCUGCUCAAGACACCCGACAUGGAUACCGCCUGGAUCGACAUGGUGCACAACUGGUGGGGUCUGUUCUCGCGAGUCAACUUUGUGCAGCUCGGCCCACCAUCCAUCCUGCUGGAUAGCGAAUCCGAGUGA
Messenger RNA from Cutaneotrichosporon cavernicola, 1839 nucleotides. RefSeq lists its product as uncharacterized. NCBI's taxonomy places the organism in Eukaryota, Fungi, Basidiomycota, Tremellomycetes, Trichosporonales, Trichosporonaceae. The coding region runs from base 1 to 1839 and encodes 612 amino acids. Gene Ontology annotation, biological process: regulation of DNA-templated transcription; DNA-templated transcription. The transcript is spliced from 8 exons. Gene Ontology annotation, molecular function: zinc ion binding; DNA-binding transcription factor activity, RNA polymerase II-specific; DNA binding. The record is from RefSeq and is a predicted model, not a curated record.